Molecule: messenger RNA, 2574 nt
Organism: Bemisia tabaci
Lineage: Eukaryota; Metazoa; Arthropoda; Insecta; Hemiptera; Aleyrodidae
Source: RefSeq, a predicted model, not a curated record
UCAUUCAUUUUGUUUUGUUGAUGUUGACAUAAUGCGCUGGUAUUAGAUAUUCAUCCAUGGUAUUAGUCAUUAGUUGAAGUGUAUGAUAAAAUAUUGAGUUGAAAUCGAUUUUUAGAAUUUAAUUUUGCGGAACUCUAAGCCAGCCAAACUGGAACUACUCAACGCACGGAUUAGGAUUAUUUCACCUUUCAAAUUUGAUAAAUUAAAUGGCAUUGUGCUGGCGGUGGAAACAUAUACAAGUGAACGAGUGCCACGAGCAGGUGACAAUGAAGGGAUGAUUUUCCCAGCCAUUUCAGCUCAUCCCCGGUGAUAAGUAAAAAUAACAUCAGACCUAAAACUCACCGGUUUACUGAUCGGAAAGUUCACCAUGAACCAUGAUGAUUUGAUGUUCACGUCUAUAGAAAGUGAAGAUUUCCUCGUCAAUGAAGAAAAGCCAUCGCUUAGUUCAUCUUGGUCAUCAAUCGGUGAUAAAGAUAACCAGUGGAAAUCAACAGAUUCUAACAUAAGCCAACUGCAGUCUCCUAUGAAGCAGUCAGACCUACUUGCAUGCUCAACUCCAGUGAAAUGUGAAAGCAACAAUAAUACGAAAUUCCACACUUGUCCUGCAUCUCCAAUGGAUGGUAAUUCUCGAAGUCUCAGUGGCGUCAACAUCAACAAAAUUCUACAAAUAGCUCAAGAUGGAUGGAGCGGUGUACCUCCUACCUCUCAUCUGAAAACUAAAAGAUCAUUAUCGCUGCAUGACCUCGAUAAUAUUUUUGAGUUUCCCUCUAAUAAACUUGCUAUCAAUGCAGAUUCUCGCAGAAUUUCGCAUUCUUUGUCUUCAUCCAAGACCCGAUCGAAAGAUUCAGGGAUCCACCGAACAGCUAGCUGUGUGAGUUUGUUAAGUAAUAAUGCUUCUAGUCGAAAGUAUGAUCAUGUACAAAGUAAAGUCAAGCAGUAUAUUCAGAGUAUGAAAGAACUUAGUGGUAAGAAUCAUCCAAGCAAAAACACAGUUAAACCUUGUAUUUUAAAUUACUCAGACAGCAAACCCAGUUUGGAAACUAUAGAGUCGGUAAAAGAGAAAUUUCAUGGACUGCAAAAUGAAGUCUUAGAGAAAGAUUUACUGAUCUCCACUUAUCAUGAAAAAUAUGUAAGUCUUCAGAUGAAGUAUGCCCAUCUGAAAAGAAAGUAUGAUGCACUCCGAUUUGGGAACCUCCUUUACAACGAGUCACUCUCUCCCGAUCAAUUUCAUCACUCAGAUGAUUCCAUUAAAACAGAUUCUGACGAUCGCUUGUUUCAAAGUUGCAAUGUUUUCACCUCAGAUUCCAAGUCACCUCACUUUGACACUAGCGAUUUGGGACCGCACCAUCAGUCAAAUCAAAGUUGUAAUCAUUCCACAUCCGUUUCACCUGCCGACACCAAAUUAUUGAAUCCGAUCUCCAAAAUUCACUCAACAUCAUUGAAUCUUAGUCGUCAAUACGUACCUCUUCAACCUAGUCCAUUGAAGGAAAGUUCAUCGUUAGCUUUGCCUCUUGCCAUACAAAGUCUCUCCAAGUCUGAUUCGUCUAGUCACCUUGCCUCUCAAGGGAUCUCAGGUUUAAAAGAAGACGACCCCUUCCUUAAGGUCCAGCAAUGGCAAGAAUCCUUAUCACCCUCAAAAGUGAGUACUUGUGCACCUGGUAGUCCCACCGCACCAACUCUCAAUUGCCAUGAAAAGAGGAGCAAGUUGAAGGGAUCAAAACCUCUUAGACGUUCUAGGAAAAUCAAACAAGGAGGGGAAGUGCCUGAUGUACUUCGUAAUCUUACCAAAGAAAAUAGACCUACCUCUGAGGAUCUGAGAGAGGUAGAUACCUGUCCAAGGCUUUUGCCCACGCAGGCGGAAAAUAGUUUCAAACCUGCGUAUAAUCUGGACGAUUCUCUUAGCAGUAGCCAAAAGUCAGACAUGUUACCAUUCACCUCCUCAUUCAUGGAAAACAAUUUUAAUGUGAAAAAAUAUCAUGCUACCAAGAGUUCAGUUAGUCACGCUAAAAAUAGCAUGUUGAAACGAAAAUUCAGCCAGUCUGCUCCUAUUUCUGCCAAAUCAAAUCCAUGCACUGCCACCACCACGUUUGAAAAGUGCAAUCAAACAGCACUUUGUUGUUCUUUGAAAGCCUCCGAUCUGUAUAUUAAUCAACUGAAUAAAGGACUGGAUAAACUCAUGAUUGCCCUCACCGAGCUUGGCACCUCUACUGCCCACAGAAGUUGAGUGCUUGAGGCUCUAUCAACAUUUAUAGGUUGUCAAACCAAUUGAUACUUUGGUCUUGGAAUGCAUUCGUAUGCCAAAUUCUUCAGAAGCAAUGGGGCUAAAUGUACUUGAAGUUCUUUUGAAUGUGUAAGGAUGCUUUUCGCAGCAGAACCGUUGAAUUCAGCUUUCGGGAUGUAAUGACAUUUUCCCAAAAAUAUCUUUUGUUAGAUUCUCCAGGUCUAUUCCAAGGUUACCCAAUAUUUCAGACAAAUUCCCAUUUUUUCUCUGUACUCACUUUGUGUGCUAUCUUCAAAUAAAUUUUUAAUGGCGAAAGAUUGUUGUUUUAAAGAAUUUUAAAGAAUAAACGAAAA